AUGGCGCCGUACGCAAAUUCGUCGGUCUGCCUGUCCGAACAAUGUGUUCAGGCAUCCUCGAUCAUAUACUCGCGUCUGAGUUCUAACUUCCAGAAUAUCGAUCCCUGCACAAACUUCGAGGAGUUGGUUUGCGGUGGCGUCCGAGAGCGCAGAGUGGUUCCUCAAUGGAUAAACCAUGUCAGGGAGGAGUUCGAUAUGCAAGACGAUACCUAUAUCAUAUUGAAGGGUAUCCUUGAGGCUCCAUAUGAAAAAUUGAAUACCUCCAAGCCUGCCGAUCAGGAGAACUUCGAGAGGCUACUCACUGGGUACAGCGCUUGCAUGAACGAAACCGCAAUUGCCGCACUAGGUGUUCAGCCGCUGGUGACAUUCCUCGGGAACGUUACUGAGAGUUUCCCAGUGACGGAAGAAGAGUACAAAAACCCUAAACCUUUUGGAUCGGCCGACUACAAGGCGUUCAGCGACACUUUUCUCUUUUUCCUUGAACAUGGUCAGAAAGCUUUCUUUGAGUUUAUGGUUGAUGUAGACCCCGAAUUUCCAGAUACCAUGAUUCCGAGCUUAUACCCUUCGGCCCUUGCAACCGCUGGUGUCUUCGGUGAUGAGAAAACUCGAUCGGAAUUUGAAAACGUUGUUGCGCAAACAUUUGCCAAACUCCUGCCCACAGACGAAUCGAAAUCCGCAGCCGGUGAGCUAGCUCGUAGCUUAGUUGACUUUCAGGAGAAACUUGCCACAAAUACACCGACUGUCGUACCUUUGGAUCAUAUUGUAAACUCGACGGUGAAGACUGCUACGCAGCUAGCCCCUGCAUUCGAUUUAUCGUCGGUGCUGUCAAAAAUUAGCCCCGCGCCCGUGGACAGAAUCAUAUUCCCUUACCCGGAAUAUUCUACUUGGCUCUCCCAGACUCUAGCCAACACCACCAAGCCGACUAUUCAGGCGUUUUUCUUGUGGCAAGCGAUUUUGGGCUACCAAGCUGCAGUCGAUGGGCCCGAACUACAACCGUUAAGAGCUCUUGUGAACUCUCUCCGCGAAAAGCCAGCCGGUUGGACCGAUGAGCGAUGGCGAACCUGCAUCACAGAGGCCGACCAGACGCAAGCGUGGAGUCUGAGCAAGCUUUGGACUGAUCGCAAGUACACGGAGGAAACUCACCAAACCGUCAAAGACAUGGCAACGAAAAUCCAGAACCGCCUCGCUAGUAACAUCGACAAAAUCGAGUGGAUGUCCGACAAGGUGAAGGCGAUAGCGAAGCAUAAGGUGGAAUCAAUCACCCAGAAGCUCGGUGUCCCCACUGAAAAGCCUAACCUUGCCGACGCCAACUCCGUCAAGGACUUUUACAACGGACUUGAGAUGACUGACUCGUACUUUAACAACAACAUCAACUGGUCCAAGUGGCAGGUUCAGAAGAAUGCCGCCCGUAUCAAGGACGGUAUGGGGAAGGGAGAAUGGGCCGUAGACUCAGCCCCAUCGGCCUUGACCAUGAACGCCUUCUACUCACCACUCGAGAACUCCAUUACCAUUAUCGCAGGCACGCUACAGGAAGUCGUUCUGGAUGCCGCUCUCCCCUCAUACAUGAACUACGGUGCCCUAGGCUUCAUCGUCGGACACGAGUACACGCACUCUCUCGACAGUUCCGGAAGGCUCUUCGACGAGCACGGCAAGUUAACAAACUGGUGGGAUGCCGAGAGCGAGGCCGGAUUCAACAACCGAACGCAGUGUCUCAUCAACCAGUACGAAACCAACAAAGUAAAAAUGCCUGACGGUAGCUUGAUGGCCGUAAACGGCACGAACACACUCGGUGAAAACAUCGCGGACACGGGCGGUGUUAACGUGGCCUGGGACGCGUGGCAGGACAAGCGCCGCGACGACCCCGCGUCCGACUUCGAUCUACCCGCCCUUAACGACGUCUUCACACACGAACAGCUCUUCUACGUGGCGGCUAGCCAGUGGUUCUGCGACAAGUCGAACGACCCGGGUAUCUUGGAGUAUAUGGGUGAUGUGCACUCGCCGCCAUGGAUCCGCGUCAAGGCCGUCACGGAAAACUCCAAGGGCUUCUUGAACGCUUUUAACUGCCCCAAGAAGGAACCCACCUGUGUGAUAUACUAA
Messenger RNA from Hypoxylon trugodes, 2097 nucleotides. Its product is annotated as Metalloprotease. The record is from RefSeq and is a predicted model, not a curated record. Lineage: Eukaryota; Fungi; Ascomycota; Sordariomycetes; Xylariales; Hypoxylaceae. The coding region runs from base 1 to 2097 and encodes 698 amino acids. Gene Ontology annotation, cellular component: plasma membrane. The transcript is spliced from 7 exons. Gene Ontology annotation, biological process: protein processing. Gene Ontology annotation, molecular function: metalloendopeptidase activity.